Molecule: messenger RNA, 1590 nt
Organism: Durotheca rogersii
Lineage: Eukaryota; Fungi; Ascomycota; Sordariomycetes; Xylariales; Xylariaceae
Product: major allergen Asp F2
Exons: 3
Coding region: 382-1272 (296 amino acids)
Cellular component (GO): fungal-type cell wall; cell surface; extracellular region
Molecular function (GO): zinc ion binding; integrin binding; metallopeptidase activity
Source: RefSeq, a predicted model, not a curated record
UAUUAGUUGAUGCCAUCUUGGCAUGGGAAGGUUCUCCGGUUAUGACCGAUGCUAAGUUGUCUAGCUUCCCAACCUCGCUCUGGUCAUGCUCGGUGUAGUUGUGGGAACUCUCCUAUUCACGUUAGCUGCGGCCAGAGGAGCUUAUAGAGUGUGUCAAGGAAACUGGCAAUGUCCGGAAGGGUUGCGAUUUUCGUCAGGGACGGGCGGGAGGGCCACGAUACCCUUCCCACAAGGAGCAGCUAUAUUAAAACCUGCCUCGAUGCGCCUGUCUCUGGAGGACGACCGAUAACCAAGUUGCCUCAGGGGCCUCGCAGCAAGCCACCGUUGCAUUCCCCAGUUUUAAUACUUCAAGAUUGCUGAUCCUUAGAUCAAUCGUUGAAGAUGCAAUACUCCGUGGGAACUGCUCUCCUAGUAUGCCUAGGCGUCAACGUUGGCGCUGGGUUGACUGCUAGGCUACCUAUACGGCAAGCUGCCGUUACGGUGACUGAGACCGUCACGUCGCCAACCCCGGCCCCGACCACGUACAAUUGGGCGGCGGGCGCCACCGAGCGGUAUCCCAUCCACAGUUCCUGCAACGCGACCCAGAGAGCCCUCCUGUCGCGGGGUCUCCACGAGGCCAUCACGCUCGCACAACAUGCGAAGCAACACAUCCUGCGGUUCAGAAGUUCCUCGAAAUUUUACGUUAAGUACUUCGGCGAGGCGCCCACCGCGGAAGCCGUCGGGUGGUACGAUAGGAUUGUGAAUGCUGACCGUGGUGGCAUCUGGUUCCGCUGCGAUGACAUCGACGGCAACUGCCAACAGCCUGGCCGGGCGGGACACUGGCGCGGAGAUAAUGCCACCCAGGAGACCGUCAUCUGCCCCCUUUCCUUCACGAGCCGCAUGCCGCUCGAGGGGCUUUGCGGUUACGGAUAUUCGGUUGCUGCCGGCAAGCUCAACUUCUAUUUCGGGUCCGACCUAGUCCACCGCCUGUACCAUCUCCCGGCCAUCGGCGAGGGGAUCGUCGAUCAUUACGCCGACACUUACAACGACUGCCUUGAGUUGGCUGUUAGCAACCCGGCCGAGGCGGUGCGCAACUCACAUACCUUACAAUACUUCGCCUUGGGUGUCUAUGCCUACGACAUCUCCCUCCCGGGCGAGGGCUGCACCGGGAAGGCUCCAGAGCCGGAGGCCCCCGCCGCGCCCUCGCCGACGACCGACUCGGGUGCCUCAGCCACCACCACCGCGGGCACGGAAUGCCACACUCACGCCGAUGGCACCGAGCACUGCACAUAGGUUAUAACUAUUCACUCUCAGCACGUCCCGACUUCGUAGUUGUCGAGCUGAAGGAGAACAGCCAGGGUUCACGAGUAUUGGUGACACUUGGGAAUGACAACUAAUAAUAUUUGACGGUCUACGCCUCAUUAUUCUUAGUAGAUACAUCCGGAUACGUCCCGCUCCUCCGAGUGGCUAAUCUUAUUCCAUUAUGGCAAAUGCGAGCCUCUAUGCUCAGGCUACCCAGUAUUCUUGCUGCUCCUCCCAUUGUCCUCUUGUGAACGACCCCUCAGACCGUUGUGCCAGUAUUAAAUAGGUAUCGGGAUGAGACUCUCUCGG